Pocillopora meandrina is the source of this 343-nucleotide messenger RNA. The record is from the annotation of a GenBank genome assembly. Lineage: Eukaryota; Metazoa; Cnidaria; Anthozoa; Scleractinia; Pocilloporidae.
AUGGAAGGUUUCGUGCCCCAUCAAUGUAAUUGUGGUAAAACGGUGGAAAGUCGAUGCAGGGAUUGUAGCUUUACGGCAUACUUCUGCCUUGAUUGCUGUAAUCACCUGCAUCAGACCAAACAUCAUUUUCAUCACCCAGAAAUAAUACAGGUAUGCAUGACCUUUAUAAUUAUCAAUUUUGUUUUUUGCCCAGAAGAGUAACCCGGGUUUAAGAAAUUUAUUAAGCUUGUCUUUUUUUUUAUACUGAAUUUUUCAGGACGGUGUUUGGAAAUUGCACACUGUUCCUGACAGGACAUUGAGUAAUCCCUAUCAUUCUUGCUCAUUUUCCUACACAAGGAAAUAA